Pipistrellus kuhlii (Kuhl's pipistrelle) is the source of this 2386-nucleotide messenger RNA. RefSeq names its product coiled-coil domain containing 105 (gene TEKTL1). The transcript has 7 exons. The record is from RefSeq and is a predicted model, not a curated record. Bases 609 to 2204 code for a protein of 531 amino acids. NCBI's taxonomy places the organism in Eukaryota, Metazoa, Chordata, Mammalia, Chiroptera, Vespertilionidae.
AGGAAGUUCAGACAGGACUCUAUUUCUUUGAAUGUUUUUACUGUGAUUCUGGUGGUGAGGUCCCCUUUUCUGUUUCUUGCACUAACAAUCCGGCGUGACGGGAGAGAGUGAGGCUUAGCUACAGCGCAAGGGAAAGUUCCUUUGAAGAUGGCGAUGUGUGAGCUGGGUUCUGCAGAUUGAGCAAGAGCCAGCCAUGGGAAGAACAGGGGAAAAGAUAUGCCUCGGAGAGGGAACAGAGAGUCCAACGCUUUGCAGGGAGGGAGAGCUGAGCGUGUCCUAAGAAGAGCCGGACAAAGGCCCCUGUUGCUGGCGGGUAAGAAGUAACAGGGAAAGGCGGGUAGAAUGAGGUCCUCUUUCUCAAGGAGCUAGGACUCGAAGCCACCUCUACAGAGCUCCAAAGGCUCCAUCUGGCGCCUCCCUGUGGCCUUCCCCCUCCCCCGACCCCACCCCUGGAACUCUGUGCGCCCUCCUGUCACCGCGGUCAUCAUUGUGAUGAGGGCUCCGCUCCCCUCGCGCUCCAGGCCAGGAGACAAGGGCGUGUCGCUGAGUGUCCCUCUCCCCGUGGAGGACGCACUUACGCGGCCCAGGCAGGGCACCCAGCAGGGGCCAUGCCCGUGCUGAUCCCCCAGGUGGAGCAGAGCCAGAACAAGCGCGUCGGGGCCCCGCAAUGGCGCGAGGAGGCCCAGGCCAAGAUGCUGGAGGCGCAUCAGCUGACGGCCCGCUGCGGGCAGGAAGCCGUGACCAUGUGGCAGCCCAAGGACAGCGUGUGGGACCCGAACGUGGCGCACCACCUGUGCCGGGCCGCCUACAUCUUGCCCUGGCGCUUCCACGUGGAGAUGCUCCAAGACGGGAGCACCCUGGAGAAGCCGCCGCCGGGCGAGGGCGUCACGCUGUGGAAGAGCAAGAUGAAGCCGCCCGCCUGGCACGCGCGCCUGCCGCUGCCCCUGAACCGCGACGCGCGCGCCCUGCAGACGGUGGACCUGGUGCAGGCGCACGCGCGUGGGUCGCGCCUCACCGCCGCGCGCCUGGGCCGCGCGCAGCAGCAGAUCAAUGGGCAGCUGCAGCUGCUGCAGCGCCAGCGCGACGCCACCGACCACCGGCUCAGCCAGGUGCGCAAGGGCCUGCUCAUCAACCACCAGAGCGUCAAGCUUCGGGGCUACCGGCCCGAGUCUGAGAAGAUCCCUGACAAAGCUGACAGCAUGCUUAUCUGGGAGAAAGAGGAGUUAAAGAGCAUGAAGAGGAAGAUGGAAAAAGACAUGGAAAAAUCAGAGGCUCUGCUCAAGGCCCUGGCCUCCUGCCGAGACGCCCUGGUCUUCUGCUGCAAGGAGAGACUCCAAGUUGUGGACUUAAUGAACAAACCCCUGGACAAGGUUCUGGAGCUGGCAGGCCGCCACUCCUGGGUGGAUCUCUCCCGCAUCCCCACCCCCCACACUCAGGGUCAGAAAACGCCGCCUAUAGACCCCGUGGGCUCGUACACACCAGAGUGCGCAGCGGCACUGAGCCAAGCCAAGCGGCUGCUGAUGGAGUCCAAGGACACCUUGCAGGAAAUGGCCAAGAACGAGGAGGAAGUGGGGGAGCAACAGCGGAAGAUCAGCGACAGCGUGUGCAAUUCGCUGGCCGUAAAGAUGCGCGAGACUACAGAGCUGAAGGAAAAAAUGAAUAUGUCGGUAGGCCUGAUGAGGGGGACCAUCCACCGGUGCAACAAAUUCAACCAGGAGAUGUACAUCACCCGUGGCCUCAUCAAGGGUCCUCUGUCAAAGUGUCACCUGGAGACGCGAGAGAAGCUGGACAGACCGCUGGUCCGCGUGUACCAGAGGCACGUGGGCACCCAGCUCCCGGAGCCCGGGCACCUCACCCUGGGCACUGACAAGCUGCAGCGCCACAUCUCGAACGUGGAGAAGAACCUGGAGGACCUGCGCUCCACGCACCGGAACCUCACCCGCAGCCUCGACUGCAAGAGGAUCGGGCACGAGGUGGACUACAACGUGGUGCGCCUGCGCCUCCGCCAGCGGCACCCGCACGUCAACUACCAGCAGGCGCAGAGCCUGGUCAACGACUGGAACCCGCGCACGCCGCUCAAGGCCGGGAGCCGCCCGCAAACACAGCCGCCAAAGCCUGGGACCCGCCUGCAAACAUUGCCGCCAAAGCCUGGGACCCACCCACAAAUACUGCCGCCAAAAGCGGACAGCAAGGCUGCCAAGUAGCAGGCGCACCCUCUAACACCCCCCCCCCCCACACACACACACACACACACACACCCUACCCCCAGGCAGGUUCCCCUGGGAAACUCUCAGCCUGGUGACCCUCCCUCCCCCUUGAGUCACCCUCCAUCCCUCCGAGCGCCCUCUAGCAGAAUUAUAAUUAAAAAGAACAAUAAUUGCAUUUA